This is a messenger RNA of Guillardia theta CCMP2712, 2985 nucleotides long. RefSeq lists its product as hypothetical. NCBI's taxonomy places the organism in Eukaryota, Cryptophyceae, Pyrenomonadales, Geminigeraceae. The record is from RefSeq and is a predicted model, not a curated record. The transcript has 2 exons. Gene Ontology annotation, biological process: calcium ion import across plasma membrane. Gene Ontology annotation, molecular function: high voltage-gated calcium channel activity. Bases 1 to 2985 code for a protein of 994 amino acids. Gene Ontology annotation, cellular component: voltage-gated calcium channel complex; membrane.
AUGGCACACGUGGACAAGAAACCAUGGCCUGACCCCUACAAGUGGGAGUCGAGGUCGCUCUUCAUCUUGUCACUGCAGAACCCAAUCAGGAAGUUCGCCAUCUUACUGUGUGAGAAUGGUCUGGACUAUGCAUCCAUCAUCGUCAUCAUCAUCAGCACCGUCUGCCUGUCUUUGUAUGAUCCCUUCCAGUCUCCCGACCGGCAGCCCAGCAACAAGGUGCGGGACUUGCUCGACCUGAUCUCCAAGUAUCUCAGUGGGUUGUUCCUGUUGGAGGCUGGCAUCAAGAUCUUAGCCUUCGGCUUCGUGGCGGGAAGGAAGACAUACCUGCGGGAGGGAUGGAACGUUCUGGACUUCUCCAUCGCCAUCAUCGGCGCCAUCUCCGACUUUGCGGGUCAGAACACCAGCCCCGCCGUCCGUUCCCUCCGCACUUUUCGUACCCUCCGCCCCCUCCGGACCAUAUCCAAGUUUCCUGACCUGCGCGCCAUGGUCGAGCUUGCGGCGAAGGCGUGGAUUAGGCUCAGCAGCCUUAUCUUCCUCCUCUUCCUCCUCCUCGUCAUGUUUUCCAUCCUGUCCUCCCAACUGUGGGCGGGCAUCUCCCGACGACGCUGCUACCACCAAGACUCCGGCACACUGCUCGACCCUGCUCAAGUCUGCUCCCUCGGACUGGCAGGAAACGCCUGGUCGCCUGGCAACCGGAUCGUGGGGUUGUACACAUGUCCAGCAAGCUUCCAGUGCCUGCCCCUGCUGCCCCCCGACCUCCAGGGUGUCAACUUUGACGACUUACGAUCUUCUCUGCUUGCAAACCUUCAGAUCAUCACCGUGCAAGGGUGGGUCGAGAUCAUGAACGUGGCGCAACAAGCCUUCUCUCCCUACAUGCUCUUCUACUUCGUCCCUCUGCUCAUAGCAGGGCCGAUCUACGUCAUGCAGAUGUUCCAGGUGAUCCUGAUCAAGACGCUGUCCGAGCUUAAGGACAAGGGCGUCAAGACGCAGAUCGUGACGUGGAAGGAGCGGCAGAGGAGGUUCACCCUCGACGUUCACUUCACCUUGUGGAGCGACCUGACGAUCAGUAGCGCGGUGCUGCAGGCUCGUCCGGAGGUGCGGGAGCUGCUGCUUGCGCGCAGUCUUGAGUCAGACUUCAACGCGUUCCUGCAGCUCAGGCGCAGGUUUCACAAGUGGCACCGCCAGCUGCCUCGCAUAGUCUUGGAGGAGAGCGCGGGGCGAUAUCACGAGGACGUCAAUCUCGUCGAGUCUGGCGGGUCGGAGUUGCUGCAGGUCGACGGGGCGGCCUCGGCUCCGAGCAAGGGGAAGAAGCGAAAGCGCAGGACGAAAACUUUCCUGUCGCGCAUCGCGCUGAGCAAGCGGCUCGAGCGAGCCACGUCGGUUGUGAUCCUCCUCAACACCAUCUCGAUGCUGCUGAACGCGGACAGGAAGUCGUUUGUGGGAGGACUUUACAGCUCAGAGCGAGACUUCACCUUCUUCCUGCUCAUCUUGGAGGCCUCCAACCUGAUCUUCACCAUCUACUUCUCCCUCGAGAUGGCCGUCAAGCUGGUCGGGAUGGGCAGGAACGCGAUCCGCGGCGAGCAGCUCUUCUGGCCGUGGGCUCCUCUCGCCUACUUCAGGAACGGAUUCAACUGCUUUGACUUCCUCACCGUCUGCAUCACCAUCGUCGACGUCCCGCAGAGCUGGACCAUGAUCCAGUGCCUUCGCGCCGCCGCCGCCGCCUCCUCCUCAUCCUCGCAGUGUCAGACGAGCAAGAGCGGUAUCUCGGUGCUCCGCAUGUUCCGCCUGGCGAGGCUGACGCGUCUCAUCCGCUCGGUCCCGGAGGUUCAGAAGCAAGUCGCCAACAUGGUGCGGGUCAUGCGCCCAGCAGCAGCCCAGUGCGCGCUCAUCGCCCUCUUCCUCAUCAUCUUCGCCACCAUGGGGCAGACGCUGCUGGGGUCGAAGCUUAGCAGUGAGCUGGGAAGGGUGUCAAGCAUGCAGCUGGGGAUGAGAGGGUACGUACAGGUGGAGGGGGAGGAGGUUGACGCCGGCCUGAUCGGUCAGCCCUGCUUCCUGACAGCCGUUGACUUCACGCGCGACCCUCGUCACCCCUUCCUCGUGCGGGUUGUGACGGGAUACUCGCUGUUCGGGAAGGAGGAGGAGGCAGUGUGGACGAGCUUGAACUUCUCCUCCUUCUUCAAGCUCAACCUCCUGCCCGUCGCUGACGCCAACCUAGACGGCUUCGUUGACGCGUCCGAGCUGAGAAACAAACUGGAGCAGCUAGGAAUGAGCUCGGCUUUUCUCGCUUCCUUCCUCUCACGCGAACCAGUCUUGACGUCCCAGCCGUCCAGCAGCGAGGGAGCAGCGAGCAAGCGAGGGGCGUUGAUGAGAAGUGAGCCGAGGAUCGGGUACGACACCAUGCAGGAAGGCAUCGUCUCGAGCUUUCAGCUCUUUUCGAUGGAGGGAUGGCCUGAGGUAGUCGCGAAUGUGGAUGGAGUGUCGACAGCAGGAGAGUCUACCUUCAUCUACUUCUCCUUCCUCAUUGGCAACUGCCUGCUCCUCAACAUGUUCGUCGCCAUCGUCGUCAUCGGCUUCGGCGACGCUGCCCGCGUCAUCAAACAAGCGCAGGCGCGGAAGGAGGCGGAGGAGGCGAUCCAGAAGAAUAAGGAGGACGAGCGGAGGGCGCGCAUAAAGCAACAGGCAGCAGAGGACGAGAGCAUCGAGCGGCAGGUGCCGGAUCGAGUGUGUGGGCUGUUCUCAGGGACGAAGAGGAACCCGACGGUGAGGUACUACACGGGUGUGCUGGUGACUUCCUCCACCUUCGAGAACGUCAUGCUGUGCGCUAUCCUCACGUCCUGCGUGCUGCUGGCGAUCGAGCGAUACCCUCCAAUAGUCGGUGAGCGAGAGAAGAUGCGAGGCAGAGGAGCACUAGCACGAGCACUAGCACGAGCACGAGUAGGAGCAGGAGGGACACCGAGUGCGAGUCAGAGAGAAUGUCUGAGAUGA